Molecule: messenger RNA, 183 nt
Organism: Rodentolepis nana
Lineage: Eukaryota; Metazoa; Platyhelminthes; Cestoda; Cyclophyllidea; Hymenolepididae
Source: the annotation of a GenBank genome assembly
AUGUUGAUGCGUUAUUAUGAAGAAGAUGGCAAAAGAGUGUAUACCUUAAAGCUUAUCCAUAAUGGUAUUCCGACUCAGUCAGCACAUCCAGCCAGAUUCUCUCCAGAUGACAAAUUUAGCAAAUAUCGGCUUCAAACAAAGCUUCGUUUUGAUCUUCUGAAACUGGACGAGAAAACGAUGUAA